AUGGCAAACUUGUUAGAUUUGCCAUUUGAACUGCAUUGUGAAAUAACAAAUCAAUUACCGUUAGCAGCCCGAAUUAUUUAUCAAACUCAGAUUUGUAAACAUUUACGGAUCGUCUUCGCUGGAAGGUUCACUUUACCUCAACCUUCUUCGUUUCGAUUGGUAGAAUGGAGAAGGGCAUCUAGUGAAGUAGCAAAAUUCCUUCAACGUGAUGAGCAGCAAAAGUUGGAAGGGGAGGGAGAAACGCUAAAGGCUGUCACUGGAGAGUAUAUGCAGGUACCAACAUCGAAGAAGUCGAUAUGGGAUACCAGCCCCAGUUCAACACCUAAGCCUGCGCCUGCCAAACUUCGUGUGCCGUUUCAGAACAGCGAUGAGGUGUCAGCAUUGGCAGGCAUCACGAGUCAGAAGCAUGGCUAUGGGCUAGCAGCGUUAUCAGCCACUGGUCCAAGCGACUUUCUUAGCAUUGACGGAAACAUCUUGGACAGCUUACCUCACGCCGAUCACUCCGAUGUCGACCUGUUCGCGAGAUGCUUGAAACUCUUGGGCAGGCUGAACGACAACAGGCGAAAUAUACCCGAUCAACAACCUUGGCUGGCCACUCCACUAUUGGCCAUACCGAUUCGUGUCUUGAGUUUGUUGAGCAGGACUGGCUUUAAAGUAGCAAGCUUGAUAUACCUUUUGCAGAAUGUACCUGCUUUGCAUUCUGUCGAGACAAUCUUGAUGACAUCUGCUGGAAAUGCGGAAUUAAUACUGUGGUCCCUCUUUCAACCUUCUAGACAAGCGUUCCAAUGGCCUCAUACAGUUUCGCCCGUUGUGGAUAUAAAUGCAGAUGAAGAACGCAUCCCACUGGAAGCGAGUACAUGCUCUGAAACACAGGCCAUCGUCGUACCGGGGCCAUUUGCACCAAGAGGACAAGGAUUGCGAAGUGGGUUCAAGUGUUUGUGUUUUCAUCCUGCCCAUCAAAAUAUAUCGGACGGUGAUAGCAAGACACAACUACAAUUCACUACGGAAAAGGCAUUUCAUGUCAUCUUCCAUGAUUGGUACGACGAGGCAGAAGCAGAAGGCACACAAGAUAUGCUGCACUAUAGCGAUAUAACGUGCAAUGCUUGCAAACAAACAAUCGUGUUCUGA
This is a messenger RNA of Meira miltonrushii, 1128 nucleotides long. RefSeq lists its product as uncharacterized. The transcript has a single exon. Lineage: Eukaryota; Fungi; Basidiomycota; Exobasidiomycetes; Exobasidiales; Brachybasidiaceae. The coding region runs from base 1 to 1128 and encodes 375 amino acids. The record is from RefSeq and is a predicted model, not a curated record.